Molecule: messenger RNA, 3327 nt
Organism: Astyanax mexicanus (Mexican tetra)
Lineage: Eukaryota; Metazoa; Chordata; Actinopteri; Characiformes; Acestrorhamphidae
Gene: ccdc50b
Product: coiled-coil domain containing 50b
Exons: 12
Coding region: 191-1252 (353 amino acids)
Source: RefSeq, a predicted model, not a curated record
UGUGUUAUUAGUGAGCUGAUGGGAGUGAGCUGUAUUGGGAGUGUGCUGUAGUGAACCCGGUUCGGUUCGGGCUGAGGCGGAUCUGUGGUACCGGUACCGGUGCGGUGAGGAUGAGCGAGUAACCCAACAAAACAAGCCUCAGCUGCAGGAACAGAACACAGACACGAAGAUAUACAGGCAGAGCCCAGCCAUGACUGAGAUCGAGACUGAGAUUGAUAAAUCCCACCUGCCACGGGUCUAUGAUGUGUGUCAGUGUUUCUCAGUGCUGGAGGAUGGAGCGCUCGCUCAGAGCCUUCAGGAGCAGGAGAUCGAGCAGUUCUACAGCUCUAACGUGCAGAAGAACCAGGCGGUGCAGAGUGAUGUUCGUCUAGCCCGACGGCUGCAGGAGGAGGAGGAGCAGAGGGUUCAUCAAAGCCACCAGAUUCAGCAAAUGGAGGAACAGGACUGUGAGUACGCAAAGAUGAUUCAGGAGGAGCUCAGAAGACGCGACGAAGAAGCUCGGAGGAGAGAAGAAGAGGAUGAGGAACUGGCCAAGCGUCUGCAGGAGGAGGAGGAGCUGGAGAUGAAGCAGCAGAGAGCUGAGGCCGGUCAGCCUGCGGACACCACACACUCCCCACUCAGUGAAGAGCUGUGGGCGCAGUUGGUGCGGGAUGCUGAGCUGGCCCGUACUCUACAGGAGGAAGAUGGGCAGCCUGACAGGAAGAGCCGGGGAUCAGACGUGGAUUUCCGUGCUGCUCAAGUGGCGCAGGAUGAGGAGAUUGCCCGCUACAUGCAGCGACAGGAGCGAAAGAACAGCAGGAGCAGGAGGUCACAGGACCUAGAGGUCCAGGAGAGGUCACUUGAGGUCAUUCGGAAAGACGCUGACAACACGACCAGCAGAAAAUUACACUGUGUGCAGAUGGAGCCUCUGCAAAUGCCGAGGGAGAGGCUGAACUCUGAGGGUCUUCACUCACCUGUGGAAGAGGAACACACACUCGAGCAGCAUCACCUAAGCCCUACCUGCAAUACUCUGCGAACACAGCCAGUCCGUAACAUCGCAGAGGAGCUGGACCCAACUUUCACCACCAGAAAGAGAGACAGCCAGAUAUCCACCAGCCCACCACCAGGAAUAUGCCUGGCACCACGGACCCCUCACAGUAUUUUCUAUGAUUACCUGCCUGAACCCACAUUCGUCCCGCCCACCAGACGCCAUGUUGACAAAUUGGUGCGGCCCAAAGCCAAAGAGAAACGAGAGAACUGCAAGCAACAGUAACUGGAAUAUUUAGAAGGUGGAUUUAUGCUUCUGCGUCAGAACAACAACAACGAAGAGUCUACGACAUAGCCUGCGCAAGUGGUUUACGCCAUUUUUUAAUGCGCCACGAUACUGGUGCAUUGGUGUGUCUAAACACUAGUUGAGAAUGAAGACUCUGUGCCACUGCGUUUUAAUCUUUUUUUUGGUGUACAUCAGUUUCUGCAAUGAAAAAUCUGAGAAAACCGUGAAUGAUAUGGUCUGUGUAGCCACUGAACCAGUUCAGUUCAUUCAACUGGAUUUAAAGGUGUAUUCACACUAGGCAAUCCAUGCGUUUCCGGGCUUAGUUACCUUCCAAAGCAUGUGCACAUGCACAGUACACUGAACAGUGCCCUGGCCUGCUUGAAGAGUGAUACAGUGUGAGCACUAGAAGUGCAUAUGCGCUCCUGAGAGAGGGUGCUUUUCAUGGCGGGGGUGCUGAAUUUGGCUCAACACGGGCAAUCCCACUGAGCAGUGAGUAAUGAUGUAAGCAUGCUCAGGCACGGAUUGUUUGAACUCAGUGUGAGUGCAGCCCAGCAGGGGAGUGGGGAGGGAUGCAGAACCAUGCUCCAGCACAAUUCAAACAAACCGUGCUUUGUGUGAGUACACCAAACAAAUACGAUGCCACCAAGUUACUGGUGAAUCCCAUUGAAUUUACCUUGGAAGUCGGGAAUAACUUUACACCCGAAUUGCCUGCGUUCCAAUUAAACUUCAGAUAGUUGUGUACUACUUCAAAUAACAAUUACCUAAAGACAUUGGAUUUUACCAUAGUUAAUUUAACAGCCAUUUCUGUAGAGAUGUGCAUCAGGCUACUAUGUACGGUACAUGGUUACACAGUAUUUACACUGUACUUAUGGUGCAGAUUUGACGCAAAAGCAUAAAUUGUCUAAACCUGCUUCAGUUUUUCCUGAAGUUCCUCAAGUCCUUUUAUUUUGAGCUUGAUUGUGAGCUCAGAGUGCCAUAUAAACACUAAAGCACAGGUGCUUAAAAGAGUGUAAUUCAGUAUUUAGUUCAGAAAUAUGAACUCUUUAAUUCAGAGUGAAACCAUCUGGAACUAGAGAAGCUGAUGAAGGACUGGUUGCUGUGUUAUCCUGAGGGAAACACUGCAUUGCUAUUAGCCUAUAACUAUGCCUGCAUUUGUUUGCAUUCUCGUAUGGAGCUAGAUGUACUGACAGCUUUUUUAUCAUAGUGCCUCAGUGUGAAAUUGUACAGUAUGAUCGAGAGUCUUGUUAAGAAGCAUUAUAAUGUUUUUUAAUCUGCUUACUCACACUUUAUUACAUACUCUAAGACUCGCACAUUUCUAAGUUUCUAGACUACACUCAUUGACAAACAAAGCACACGGAAUUUAUCUUCAUAUCUGUAAAUGUAAUGAUGAUGAAGAUGAUACAAUGAUGUAAAUGAAAGUAACGUAAAUGUAAAUGAGUAAAAGCAAAGUUCAAUCAGGGGAAGGUGGAAACUAUGUGUGGGUGAGCAUUAUCCUGCUGAAAAAUGCCAUGCGGCAAAACAUUUGGCUGCAGUGUCCCUCAUAUUACUACUAGGGGUGACCGACUGUCAUAUGCUGUGGCUCCCCAGAUCAUCACUCCAGCAGUUUGGAUAUACUGGAAGCCAACUUUACAAUUACAUUUAUGUAGCAUCUUUUUUUUUUGCCUUUCAAGGAGGCCUACAAUUGCAUUCUACUCGCGCUCAACAUACUGGUAAAAAGCGGCAGCCAGUCGCUCACAGCAUACUCUCAACUGGAAACAACCGUCCACCUGGAGGACUGCAUCGGGCACUGAGGAUUUGGCCCAGCACAUGGUAUCAAUCCCUAUCUGGGCAUUUUUUUUAGAGUAUCCAAUUGUUCUGGGCAAUUUAACAUUUCCAGUUAACUUGAUCUCCAUGUUUUUGGACCCCAACACAAGGAGAGAACCACCAUGCUACCAUCUUCAGAUCCCAAAAAAGCUUGGAUUCAUUGCUAAAUACGAAAUGGGUCCAAUCCGGGUUCUCGUUUAUGAUGUUAGCUGCAUUUUUAAGAUGUUAUAUACAGUAUUUCAUUCCAGCCUUUAACAAAUGAUGUAUAUAUA